Papaver somniferum (opium poppy) is the source of this 1272-nucleotide messenger RNA. RefSeq lists its product as uncharacterized. Bases 580 to 1170 code for a protein of 196 amino acids. The transcript has 3 exons. The record is from RefSeq and is a predicted model, not a curated record. Lineage: Eukaryota; Viridiplantae; Streptophyta; Magnoliopsida; Ranunculales; Papaveraceae.
UAUGACUUGCUUCAAGAUUGUUUCUGUUUCUCCAUCAAUCUAACUCAGAUUCAACAUUUGAUUUCCUAAACCUCAUUCAGGCUUUUAGUUACAGAUUUUAUUUUUCUUUAUUUUACGACAUUCAUGAUUCACAUAGUUUUGGCUGUUUUACUGUUUAGCAUCCCAGGAGAGGCAAAUUGUGUUUGAUGAUGUAUUUUGCCUUCUCCAACCCCUAGUAGACAGUGGAUUCUCAUACAGUAUCUAGUAUUCUGUACGAAAAAUAGGUUGGUAAAGUAUGCCUUUCUGAAUGUUACAUAUUGAUGGUCCUGAUUUGGACAUUCCACCUAGUUGACUAGAUACGCGAUUGUUUCAUCGCUCCAACCUUCUAUCCCUUCUGCAAUUCAUCUCCUUUUUUCUGCAGACUUCCGGAUUUCUUACCCAUGAGCAUAGACAUCUUGGCUAACCAUGUUUAUGUUGCACAGCAGGUAAGGCUGAAAUGCUCCUUUUUCCGAAGAAAGGUCACUAUUGAAUAUGCCAAUCUAUCGAAGCAAGCAAAGCUAAAAAGAAAAAAAAUUGGGGGUUUGGGAAAAGAAGGGAUAGAUGAUGAAUAACUUGUUCUCACAGAGGACAUAUGUCGCUCUUAUGCAGAAUUGUGAUCUUCCUCCGCCGCAGAAAGUCUUUGCCAGAGCUGAUAAAUCUGUGAUCAACUCCACCACCAACACUCCACCUUAUCACAGUAAGAAUUGUGGAAAAGAAGAUGAAUUUGCAAUCCCAAAAGAACUGUCUGAAAUCGAAAAGAUGAAUUUGUUGAGAGCUUUGCAAUUAUCGCAAACGCGAGCGAGGGAAGCGGAGAAGAAAGCCAAAGUUGUAACCCAAGAGAGGGAUAAUCUUGCUAAUUCAUUUCUUAGAGAAUCCUUGAGAAUGUUUGCUUACAAACAAUGGGUAAAACUGCUUGAAUUUGAAGUCUCGCAAUUGCAAUCACAAAAUGAAGAUGAACAUAAAUUGCCUCGGCGCAGUUGCGAAACGGCUAAAGAGAUUGAUUCUGCCUCAUCAUCAGAGGAAGAGGAAGUAGGAAAUGAAGAUGACGGAAGUCUAGUAGGAAACGUGACAUGGUAUAUGGCUUUAGCUUUAUGUUUUGGAUUUGCUGGUGUAGGAUUUGUUUUUGGGUGCAGAUACUACUACAUUAUUUGAGAGGUUUUUUCUUCAUCUCUCUCACAUUUUGAGUAUAUGCUAACAAAUGUGAUAUCCUCUUUUGAGUAUAUGCUAACAAAAAUUGGGCAUUUAUGCAUAAAA